ACCAAACUUGACAUUCUCCAAAUUCCACCUGUGAAAGGCUCCCCUUCUUAUUGAUCCCCAUCCCACCCCCACGCCACAUCUUAAUCCAUAGGUACAUAUAGUCACAUUGAAAUAUACAUAUAUACACACACAUAUAUAUAUGGCUGACUCUCAAAAUCCUAAUAAUUCCAGCCAAAUAAAUCAACCUGUUCAACCUAGUGAAAGUUCUAAAACACCAGUUUGCCCUAUUCCUCCACCACUGCCUGCAGAGACUCAUAUUCAAACAACUAGUACACCUUAUAAACCUAAUCCAUUAUCAAACAUUGGAAUAUUAGAAAACACAAAAUCUCCAAAAACCGUUCAACUACAAAAUAAUAUACCACCAACUGUAACCACCACCACCAUGAGUUCCACAUCAUCGUCGGGUGGUUCACCAAGCCGCCCUUCAAGUGGAAAACAUGCCGUAUUCCGAGGAAUACGCAGUAGAAGUGGGAAAUGGGUGUCUGAAAUUAGAGAACCACGUAAGACUACAAGAAUAUGGUUAGGAACUUACCCUACACCUGAAAUGGCUGCUGCUGCAUACGAUGUCGCAGCAUUGGCUUUAAAAGGUGGAGAUGCUGUCAUAAAUUUCCCCGGUAACAUUAAUUUGUAUCCUUCACUUCCUCCUUCGCCAUCAUCGGCAAAUAUAAGAAAAGCAGCUGCCAGCGCUGCGUUGCUGAUGAAGAUAGAAACUGGAGAAAACACAGUCGGGACUCAGCCAGGUGUUGAUGAUCAAUCUUCGGGAAGUGCACAAAUGUUGGCAACUACGGAUGAAUACAUCGACGAGGAGGCAUUAUUUGAUAUGCCUAAUUUGCUGGUUGACAUGGCAGAGGGAAUGAUGGUGAGCCCGCCAAGAAUGAACUCAUCGCGGUCAGAUGAUUCACCGGGAAAUUCUGAUGCAGAAAGUCUUUGGAGCUAUUAAGCAAAUCCAGGCAUUUUCAAAAAAAAAUAAAAAAUCCAUGGAUUAAUUUUCUUACAACUCAUUUGAGAUAGCAUAGAUAGACCAUAAAAUCACUCAAAAGAAAAGACUUUUCUGUGUGAAAAAGGGAAUUUCGGAUAAGGUAAAAUUCGAAAAAUUAAGUAAAUUACGAAGGUUAAUCUAGGGUUUUUGUUUGUGAGUAAAUGGAGUAGUUUUUUGUCCUCCAAAUUCUUUGUAUUUGAGGUAUCGAUUCAAUCGAUCGAUCAUGUUAUGAGAAAUUUAAAGAUCGUAUUGUAAAAUUUUCUGCAGAAA
This is a messenger RNA of Lycium barbarum (goji berry), 1249 nucleotides long. Its product is annotated as ethylene-responsive transcription factor ERF027-like. Gene Ontology annotation, biological process: regulation of DNA-templated transcription. The coding region runs from base 140 to 940 and encodes 266 amino acids. The transcript is spliced from 2 exons. Gene Ontology annotation, molecular function: DNA binding; DNA-binding transcription factor activity. The record is from RefSeq and is a predicted model, not a curated record. NCBI's taxonomy places the organism in Eukaryota, Viridiplantae, Streptophyta, Magnoliopsida, Solanales, Solanaceae.